UUAUCCAUUAGCAUUUGCAUCCAAAUGGAACAAUAGACUAUGGUUGUUUCUAUUUGAAAUACUUACUACUGAACGACAAAUACUGUUCUGGGUCAGAGGGGGCAUGGGAGUGGGAUAUCGCCGCGGUGCGUUCGGAGACGUGAUCCUUGUUCGUUCCUCAUCAGGUGGCUCGACAAACAAGUCGUGUACACGGCACGCGUGACGCACCACGCUGCUCGUGCCUACGUCUCCCUCACCUCAAACCGACCUUGUAGCUAGCACCGCCUGAUCGCGUCCAUAUCAGCCGUGUCUGCCUCCCACCCACAGGUCGCGCUCGUGUCGCUGCCACGCGCCGCACCGCACCAGCUCACCUGCAUCGUCAACUCGGCGGGCGAACCCACCGGCCACCGCGCCCCGUCUCCUCGCCUCCAGGUCCCCGCCCGAUCACCAUGGCGCUCCUCCCGCGUACGGCGCGGCUGGCGCUCCUCUCCGCCUCCCCGCGCGCCUACUCCGCCGCCGCCGCCGCCUCGUCCGCGGCGGCCACCCGCCCGGCGCCAUACGGCGGGGCGCCGCCCCCGGCGCCGAUGUCGAAGGCGGCGGAGUUCGUGGUCUCCAAGGUGGAUGACCUCAUGAACUGGGCGCGGCGGGGCUCGAUCUGGCCCAUGACGUUCGGGCUCGCCUGCUGCGCCGUCGAGAUGAUGCACGCCGGCGCCUCCCGCUACGACUUCGACCGCUUCGGCGUCAUCUUCCGCCCCUCGCCGCGCCAGUCCGACUGCAUGAUCGUCGCCGGCACGCUCACCAACAAGAUGGCGCCCGCGCUUCGCAAAGUCUAUGACCAGAUGCCAGAGCCCCGCUGGGUUAUUUCGAUGGGCAGCUGCGCCAACGGCGGCGGAUACUACCACUACUCCUACUCCGUUGUGCGGGGGUGCGACCGGAUCGUCCCCGUGGACAUCUACGUCCCUGGAUGCCCGCCGACCGCCGAAGCUCUGCUAUACGGCGUUCUUCAGCUGCAGAAGAAGAUCAACAGGCGCAAGGAUUUCCUCCACUGGUGGACCAAGUAACUGCCGGCGCGGUCUCUCUGAAUUCUCGCCUAGCUGUUGUGUCCCAAGAGUCUGUGCGACCUAGGCUAGUCGUCUGAGAAGUGCGGACGUGAGCAUGGAACUGGUGUGCUGAACCCCGGGCCUGGCCCGCAGUCUCUGGACAAACAACGAAACACCUAGUGGUGGAAUGUUGCUGCUUUGUUAGUGUUCGUGUGUUACGCUAGAGGUUGUAAUGUGCUGUUCUGUGAUGAGAUCUGAUUGUAUGGAGAUUCUUGGGCAACAAAUUGGUCAUGACCGGUAAUCCUGAGUAUUCCUCAAAACAGAAAAGUAAUCCUGAGCACUCCUGCAAUUUCGAA
Molecule: messenger RNA, 1375 nt
Organism: Panicum hallii
Lineage: Eukaryota; Viridiplantae; Streptophyta; Magnoliopsida; Poales; Poaceae
Product: NADH dehydrogenase [ubiquinone] iron-sulfur protein 7, mitochondrial-like
Exons: 2
Coding region: 429-1040 (203 amino acids)
Biological process (GO): electron transport coupled proton transport; mitochondrial respiratory chain complex I assembly; aerobic respiration
Molecular function (GO): NADH dehydrogenase (ubiquinone) activity; quinone binding; 4 iron, 4 sulfur cluster binding
Source: RefSeq, a predicted model, not a curated record